Molecule: messenger RNA, 3703 nt
Organism: Ornithodoros turicata
Lineage: Eukaryota; Metazoa; Arthropoda; Arachnida; Ixodida; Argasidae
Product: zinc finger protein 510-like
Exons: 8
Coding region: 345-1601 (418 amino acids)
Biological process (GO): regulation of transcription by RNA polymerase II
Cellular component (GO): nucleus
Molecular function (GO): RNA polymerase II cis-regulatory region sequence-specific DNA binding; DNA-binding transcription factor activity, RNA polymerase II-specific
Source: RefSeq, a predicted model, not a curated record
UUGUGUUUACCUUGGUUGUUUUGGUUUUUCAAGUCGGCGAGAUGGUAACUCUUUUUCCUCCUACUCAACAACUACUGUCAUGAGAAAAAGUGUUUGCCUCUGUGGUUUUCAUUGCCAUUACAUCCAAACAAAGAAAUAAAACGGAAGAGUUCAAGGAGCUUAGAAGGCAGCACUCCUUGGAAGUGGACCGAGGACACCACCAGGUGCAGCGCACGCUUUGGAGCUAAGAAGUGGUGAUGGGGUGAGGCAAGCCAUCCAUCCUGCACACCAAUCCAGUUUCCCUUAGUGUGUGUGUGCGUGUGCCAAAGGAGCAGCGCUCAGAGCCACGAGGGAAAGGAGCGACAAUGGCUGCGACUGACUCCGUUCGUGUCAAGCAGGAACUCGUUGAUAGCAGCUUCUGUGCGCCAAUGGGAAAACGUGGAGAACCCGAUGAGUGGAUAACUAGUGACUGUCCAGAAGAAGAAGAAACAAUGGCAGCAAGGAGUGUUUCCAUCAGUAUCAAGGAAGAACCUCGGGACACCACAUUUAGCAUUCUACCAGGAAGCCAGGACAGCAACAACAGCUCAGACGGCAAGAUGUCUGCCACGAGUGCUCAGUCGUGUGACUCGCCCUCGGCGGUGCAGACGUCGCAGCGUAAGGUUCGAAAGUGUUUCCGUAUCAACGAAGAUGUGCGCCUGCUUCAGGAAGUCGUGUCGUCACGUCCGUUUGAGCGGCCAGACAAGUGGGACGUCGUUUUAAGGAACGUCGAACAUGCCGUAAAGCGCAAGUUGACGAUGAGGGGGAUCAAGGACCGCGUUGACCUCCUCAUCGGCUACUUUCGACAGCAGGACGGGGUGAACCUGAGGAAAUCUGGCACAGAAGAGCAGUACGCAGAAAGGAAGCAACUACUCGAAGAAGUGUCUGACCUGGCACGAGCGUUCAACUAUCUUCCGAGAACAUUGCCCAGAAAGGGCAGCAGCACGGCACCAACUAAGAGACCCCUUCCAUCUUCAACGCAGCUGCACUUGGAGCAGAAAGCAAGCGACGCUGCCACUGUUGAGUCAUUGCCAGCAGACUUGCGCUUCAACGAGCCGCCUGGACGGACGAGCGGUAAAUGUCGUAGUCAACUGCAGACCAACGCGUCCCAUCCGCUCCAUGGCGUGCAUGAACCGCAGCUGCAGAGGCCCGCAGCUCCGAGCUGCCAGCACAUCCCUGCUGAGCAGGAGGUGUCUGUAGAGGAAGAAGCGGGAGAGGACACCCAAGAGGACGACCUCUGCUCAAGAAAUCUUGUGCCGCCCCCCGUAAGACGGAGGUGUGUGCAGGCCAGUCCAAGAGCUCAUCGACGUCUGCAGACAGUGGGGUUGGAGCUGCUCACGAGACGCGAAAUGCACGAAUUCGAGAUAAGGAAGAGAGAGCUAGAUCUUGAAAGGAGGAGGAUAGAAUACGACGAGAAGCGUCUCGCCCUCGAAGAGAGAAAGCUGGAGUUAGAGGAACGGAAGCACCGCUUCGAAGUCUCCUGCCGCGCGGAAGACCGCCAGAGGAUCCUGGAGCAGAUGGAGAGGCUCUUUCAAGAGCAGCAGAGAAAAAUUGCGGACCUGUUGAAGGGAAAAGACACAACGUGACUAGGGUCCCUAGCUUUCCGCAAACCCGCAAAAUAGACAAUGUCUCUGACAACAGACAUUGACAAUAGACAAUGUCUAAGAGGCAGCAGGUUGCCUUCAGAGUUGUCCGUUUUUCGCAUAAUAUUCUGUAGCUGCGUUCUUUUCAACACAGAGGGUGCUGCCUUGUUUCACGUUUUCUACCGAGGGUACAACUGAAGUGGAAACGGUUGCCCGACCGGUGCGGCCAUUCCUUGACAUGAAAAGAAUGGUGAAUGCAGAACCUCACCCUGUUGCAUUUCAGUUUCUAGCACACUUUUUGUUGGAGAAAUGGAGCAAGUGGCACUUUGUAAAGAAUGCAAAGGUAGCAGGGGCGCCGGUUGCAUUCUGAGAAAAGAAUGCAAAGCUGCAGCUCUCUCGCACUGGGUGCAAAGGAGUGCAAGUGAAAAGGACGUAGCUUGUAUCUUACGGUGAAUUCCAGUUGUGGAUGUGGAUUCCAUUUGGAUUUGGAUUCCAAUUGGAUUUGGAUUCCAAUUUGGAUUUGGAGCAGAAUCCAUUGGAUUCUACUCCAAAUCCAUUGGAUUCUGCUCAUCCAUUGGCUCUGCUCAGAGCAGAAUCCAUUGGAUUCUGCUCCGUGGCAACGCCAGCUAGGUACAGAAGGCCUGCUUAUUGCCUCCUCUCCCUCCUUAUACGUGUCAAAUUACAGUAUGUAAGGAUUUGAACUGAUCCGCAACAUUUUUGUGCGUCAAACCCGAUCAGUCGUGGCUGCAACGCCUGACAAUGCUGGCACUUACACAACUGAAUGUGCCGUGACGACAGGAAAUUUAACAGCAGCAGUGCUUGGAGGGAGAUUGACAGAACUGGGUCUGGUUUUCUUUGAACACUGAAAAGUUACAAAAGGCUGGAAAACCGGAUAGGUUUGUGUGCGAUCUUCAGUGAAUGCUGCACUUUUUUUCCUCGUUGUCUCUUGCCCGCAGAUUUGUAAAGCCCACUUCGCGGAAGAGUAAAUUUUCCAAUGUGGAAAGCUAGGGGAUUUAAUUGGACCAUCCUCGCGUUUGUUUACCAAGAGCGAGGGAGGCUCCGCCUUCUGGAUGCGGUCCAAUAGGAGGACGCGGAGGGCAGGCACAUCCCAAGCCUCUGCUCUCGCCUAAGAGAUGGCGCAGCAUUACCAUUGUUUCAUGUGUCACGAGGCUUCUGCCGUGGCGCACCAAUCUAAUACCCCUGUCAGACGGGCACAUAUACAGCCUUAACGGUCAUGGCCGUAAAUGUAUACUGUCACUAACUUCCUGCCAGAAGGCCUUUGCGACAAAACUGAGGUAGAAGGGCAAUGGCGUUCCCAGAGAGACAGUCUACGGCAUUCCAUCGAGACUGCCUAAGCCUCGUUACCAAGCAUGCUGUAAACAGGAUUUAGCACAUUUAAUUCAAUUCGAAAUAAAACGCUUUUUACCCGACGUAAUAUUGUCAUCUUUUUUUUUUUUUUCGUGUUUUUCUGGCGUCUUUGCAUUUUGCUUUGCUUUUUAUCCCAUCUGUACAAGUGCUACGUUUGUAGUUACACCCUCGAACCACUGCACGCGGCAUUGCGCCGUGUCGUCUGCAUCCAAAAAGUCAGACGCCACUCAAAAAAAAUAUCCGAAGCACUUGAAAGCAAAUAUAGUUUGCUGUUGUAUUUUGAAAAUACCAACAAAAUGUUGUUUUCGUGUACUUUCAGUAAGAAAAAGUGUGAUUUCGCUACAUUACAUUCAACGUUCACAGACUCGUUUAUCGACGUGGACAUCAUCGACAAAAUGCCUUCACGGGUACCGUCUGGCAACACACCGGAGCUUAGGGCCGUAUGCAAGUUACGGCCGUUCCUUAAUGCCGUAACUUUAAGGGCCGUAUAUGUGCCCGUCAGACAGAUGUAUUACUAACGGAUUUGCAGUCUGUUAACCGGCGUAUGCUCGACUCCCGUUUGGCCUCGUUCCCAUGUUGACAGACUGCGAGGCCGUUGGCUAGAUUGGUGCGCCAUGGCAGGAGCCUCGUUGCAGGCGAAAUAACGGUAGCUACACUCUUGCCCAAGCGUCGUUCAGCCGCUGGUUAGAUAGGUGCGCCAUUGCUGAAGCCUCACGAUACGCUAAACAACAGUGAUG